AUACGAUGCCCUUCCAAUUCCCAGGACGAACACAGAAAUGGGCUCCUCCCUGGCUAUGAAUGACAAGGUGAGGGAAGGUGCUGAGAUCGUCUAUGGACCAGAGGAGUGCCAUCGCCACUCCAUGGAGCUUCUCGAAGAGCUCGGUUUCCCGCCGGGUGUCCUUCCUCUCAAGGACCUCGAAGAAUGCGGUAGAGCGAGGGAGACCGGCUUCGUGUGGAUGAAGCAGAAGGGCCCCUAUGAACACUUCUUCACAGGGACUAAUACCCGGGUGAGGUAUGAGACGGUGGUGACGGCGUAUGUGGAAAAGAAUAGGAUGAAGAAGAUGACAGGGGUGAGGAGCAAGCAGAUGCUGCUGUGGGUGCCAAUCACUGAGAUGAGCAUCGACGACCAAGCCGGGAAGAAGAUAUACUUCAAGUCAGCGGUCGGGAUCGGGAGGUCAUUUCCGGUCUCAGCUUUUAUGGAUGAGGAGGAGAAGAAGACUGAAGGAGAGAUUGGUGCUUGAGAUUGGCACCUUUAUGCUUGUAGUAGCAAGUUAUCCUGUGUGAGCAAAUAAUUCUAUGGAAUCAUGAAAAGGUGGUUUCUCAUUGGAGAUUGUGUUAAGAAGACAGAUAUUAUUCAUGUAUGAUUUACUUCGAUCAAAAUAUCAGCUUCCCAAGUUCAAGAUUUCCUAUUCUUCAAUAGCUUUUUCGUCUUCAGUAGCCAAUAGCAUACAAUGUAAGUUCUUCUUUUCUUUUCAAAGAGAGAAUAAUAAUGUGUGUUGUGCAA
This is a messenger RNA of Phoenix dactylifera (date palm), 765 nucleotides long. RefSeq names its product DUF538 family protein (Protein of unknown function, DUF538). Lineage: Eukaryota; Viridiplantae; Streptophyta; Magnoliopsida; Arecales; Arecaceae. The record is from RefSeq and is a predicted model, not a curated record.